Mesitornis unicolor (brown roatelo) is the source of this 1314-nucleotide messenger RNA. It is a transcript of the gene TMOD3, whose product is annotated as tropomodulin 3 (ubiquitous). The annotation marks the transcript as partial. Gene Ontology annotation, molecular function: tropomyosin binding. Gene Ontology annotation, biological process: muscle contraction; pointed-end actin filament capping; myofibril assembly. Lineage: Eukaryota; Metazoa; Chordata; Aves; Mesitornithiformes; Mesitornithidae. The transcript is spliced from 8 exons. Gene Ontology annotation, cellular component: striated muscle thin filament; myofibril. The record is from RefSeq and is a predicted model, not a curated record.
AACGCGCUUCUGCCCGCAGGCUUCCGGCAGAAAGACCAGACUGCUAAAAAGGCUUCGGGUCCCUUUGACAGGGAACGGCUCCUCGCGUAUUUGGAGAAGCAGGCUCUUGAGCACAAGGACAGGGAAGACUAUGUGCCUUUUACCAGAGAAAAGAAAGGGAAAAUAUUUAUCCCCAAGCAAAAGCCUGUACAGUCUUAUACAGAAGAAAAAUUCUCUCUGGAUCCAGAACUGGAGGAAGCCUUGACCAGUGCCACAGACACAGAACUAGGUGACCUUGCAGCUAUACUGGGAAUGUCCAACUUGAUAACAAACAAUCAGUUCUGUGAUGUAGUAGGAAGCAGUAAUGGGAUUGACAAAGACAGCUUCUCCAAUAUAGUCAAAGGGGAAAAAAUGCUGCCUGUUUUUGAUGAACCACCAAAUCCCACAAAUGUGGAGGAGACUCUGCAAAGGAUUAAAGAUAACGAUUCUCGUCUUGUUGAAGUGAAUCUAAACAACAUUAAGAACAUACCAAUUCCAACGCUGAAAGAAUUUGCAAAAGCCUUAGAAACCAACACGCAUGUGAAGAAUUUCAGCCUUGCAGCCACCCGAAGCAACGACCCCGUUGCUGUUGCUCUUGCAGAUAUGCUGAGAGUAAACACAAAACUAAAAAGCUUAAACAUAGAAUCAAACUUCAUCACUGGAGUUGGAAUUUUGGCCCUGGUUGAUGCACUGAAAGACAACGAAACAUUGACAGAGAUCAAAAUUGAUAAUCAGAGGCAGCAGCUGGGCACAGUUGCAGAAGUAGAAAUUGCCAAGAUGCUUGAAGAAAACACCAAGAUCCUCAAAUUUGGAUACCAUUUCACACAACAGGGACCUCGAGCCAGGGCAGCUGCAGCUAUCACAAAAAACAAUGAUUUGGUUCGCAAGAGAAGGGUUGAAGGAGACAACUAGGACAUCUUGUCAAGGUUGUGUGGAGAUUUCGAGGAUCAUCAAGGCUCGUUACCUUGGGCUUUGGCAAUUUCGGACUGCAUUUACCUGGGUUAGAAGGGAAAAGACUGGAAACUCCAUUCCUUUUAAAGCAAAGCUAUAGUAAUAAUCUGCUGGCACGCAUCACGUUUUUUCAGAUUGAGACACAGUAGCUGCAGCAGUCUCUGUACCAUCGUUUUUGAUUAUUUUUGUAAGAACUUUUUUGUAUUUCGAGACUUCGGCUGUGCUUUCUACAAAAAAAUGUAAUUGCAAAUCAAUGGUGUAAUUGUCUGCAGUCAAAGAAUGGGACAUUCAAGAUCAUUGGGCAGAUAAUGGCCCAACUGAAAUGUUUGUUAGAAAAUCUGGGGU